Molecule: messenger RNA, 2115 nt
Organism: Camellia sinensis
Lineage: Eukaryota; Viridiplantae; Streptophyta; Magnoliopsida; Ericales; Theaceae
Product: Tetratricopeptide repeat (TPR)-like superfamily protein
Molecular function (GO): protein binding; mRNA binding
Source: RefSeq, a predicted model, not a curated record
UUUACCCCAAAUCAUAAGUCGGUCAGAGAGGAACCGAUUUCUUUCUAGACGCGACGGAACCACCGACCCAAAAAGCCGACUUUGCGUAAAACCCUACAAAGCCCUAGUCCAGCACCGGAGAAGAGAAAUAGCAGAAGACGAAGACGAAGACGAAGAAGAAGAAGAAGAAGAAUAGGUGAGAGAAGAUGGGAAAAGUACCACCGGCACUUAGGGCUACACCAUUCCCGUUAUCGACUCUGCUCAGAAACCCUUCACCUGUCCUUCCUGAUCAUCAACAGCCUGAAACUCCCACCCCACUUUCCAAACGCUAUCACUUUCCCAAGAAAAUCCCCAAGAAAAAAUCUCCCAAAUCCCUAACCACCGCCGUUGAAAACCCUAUACCCUCCCCAUUCAUCACCUUCAACUCCCCCAACCUUUCCGACGCCAAAUCCCUCUUCAAUUCAAUCAUCACCUCCACCACCAUCCCAUUCGACCUCAAAUUCCACAACUCCAUCCUCCAAUCAUUCGCCUCCAUAUCAUCAUCUAUCGACGACUCCAUCUCUCUCCUCCGCCACAUGAUCAAGACCUGCCCUCCCUUCUGCCCUGAUCGAUCCACUUACCAUGUUCUCCUCUCCCAGUCCUGCAAAUCCCCCAAUCCCACCCUAUCCUCUGUCCGCAAAACCCUCAAUCUCAUGGUCACCGAUGGAUUCCAUCCCGACAAGGUCACCACGGACAUAGCAGUCCGCACCCUCUGCAAUGCCGACCGCAUUGAUGAUGCUGUCGAAUUGGUAAAAGAAUUUUGCCUCAAACACUCUCCCCCAGACACUUACACCUACAAUUUGCUCAUCAAGCAUCUCUGUAGAACCAGGACACUCAAUACUGUCAAUAAUUUCAUCACUGAAAUGCGAGAAUCUUUCGAAAUAAAGCCGGACCUUGUUUCUUACACAAUCUUGAUUGAUAAUGUUUGUAACAGAAAGAAUCUCCGUGAAGCCACCCGGUUGUUGGAAUUGUUGACUGACGAUGGGUUUAAGCCAGACCGCUAUGUUUAUAAUACAAUUAUGAAGGGUUAUUGUAUGUUGAGUCAGGGGAGUGAGGUGUUAUGGGUUUAUAAGAAGAUGAAGGAAGAUGGAGUGGAGCCUGAUAUGGUGACAUACAAUACUUUGAUUUUUGGGUUGUCGAAGUCGGGGAGGGUUAAGGAAGCUAGGAAGUUUUUGGGUGUUAUGGCAGAAACAGGUCAUUUUCCAGAUGAAGUUACCUACACUUCUUUGAUGAAUGGAAUGUGUAGGGAGGGAAAUGCAUUUGGGGCAGUGCAGUUGUUGGAGGAGAUGGAAGCAAAGGGGUGCACACCGAAUUCGUGCACUUACAAUACUUUGCUUCACGGGUUAUGUAAGGCAAAGUUGUUGGAAAAGGCAAUUGAAUUGUAUGGUGUGAUGAAAGAAGGUGAUAUGAAGCUUGAGACAGGAUCUUAUGGGACGUUUCUGAGGCUACUUUGUAGGCAUGGUAGGAUUGCUGAGGCUUAUGAAGUAUUUGAUUAUUCUGUGGAGAGUAGGAGUUUGAAGGAUGUUGCUGCAUACUCAACAUUGGAAAGUACUCUUAAGUGGCUGAAGAAAGCCAAAGAACAAGGACUUGCUGUUUAAUUGGACUCGCAGGGUUGUUUUCAGCUGAAAUGGGGAGAGCAGUUUAACCACCUGAAGGCCUUGCAAGGCCGUCUUGGUGGGAGUUUCGGCAUGUAGUGUAGUUCUUAAUCAGCUCUCUUCCUGAAUUCAUCAGACUGCUAGUACCCAUUUCUAUUUUUUUGACAUUACUCCCAAGAAGUUUGAUAGAGUCGAGUGGAGAAGAAUAAUUCAUGCAGCCGAUCCCAUUUGAUGGGACUUAAAGGCUUGGUUUGGUUUGGUUUACUCCUAAGGAGUUUGUCAAGGUGACGAGCACCUGUAUGAUAUAUCUGUUGGUAUCGGCACCCCUGAAAAUUGGUAACUUUGAUAGGUUAGUGUAUCUCAAUAUGCACUGUAUAUCAUUUUCCUCCAAAUUUUCCUACAUGUUAUGCAGCAAAAAUAAAAAUUUAUUUACUUUUCGUUGUUCUCCUUUCCUCUGAUAGUACAUUGAAGAAUAUAUGAUAAUUUAUGCAAUUAUAUGUCA